Messenger RNA from Pygocentrus nattereri (red-bellied piranha), 4066 nucleotides. RefSeq names its product protein phosphatase, Mg2+/Mn2+ dependent, 1La (gene ppm1la). Gene Ontology annotation, cellular component: cytosol; nucleus. The transcript is spliced from 4 exons. Gene Ontology annotation, molecular function: cation binding; protein serine/threonine phosphatase activity. Lineage: Eukaryota; Metazoa; Chordata; Actinopteri; Characiformes; Serrasalmidae. Gene Ontology annotation, biological process: positive regulation of canonical Wnt signaling pathway; protein dephosphorylation; positive regulation of canonical NF-kappaB signal transduction. The record is from RefSeq and is a predicted model, not a curated record. Bases 28 to 1119 code for a protein of 363 amino acids.
CUCCUCAGCUUUCCCGCCGCGCGUGUGAUGAUAGCAGACACAAUGACUCUGCUGUCUCUCCUCGGUCGCAUCAUGCGUUAUUUUCUCCUCCGGCCGGAGACCCUGUUCCUCCUGUGCAUCAGCCUGGCCCUGUGGAGCUACUUCUUCCACACGGACGAGGUGAAGACCAUCGUCAAGUCGAGCCGCGACGCCGUCAGGAUGGUCAAGGGCAAAGUGGCCGAGAUGAUGAUGACGCACGAGGGGGGCCUGGGUGGGCUUCGCGCCUUGGACGCCGAGUUCUCCAACACCUGGGGCUUCCGAGACGCCAACGUGGCCGUGUACUCCAUCCAGGGCCGCCGGGACCACAUGGAGGACCGCUUCGAGGUGCUCACCGACCUGGCCAACAGGAGCCACCCGUCCAUCUUCGCCAUUUUCGACGGCCACGGCGGCGAGGCAGCUGCUGACUACGUGAAGGCGCACCUGCCCGAAGCUCUGAGGCAGCAGCUGCAGGUGUAUGAGCGAGAGAAGAAGGACAGUCCGCUCUCCUACGCCUCCAUCCUGGAGCAGCGCAUCCUCACUGUGGACCGAGACAUGGUGGAAAAGUUCUCCGCCUCACACGAAGAAGCAGGCACUACAUGCUUGGUGGCUCUGUUGUCUGACCGGGAGUUGACCGUGGCUAACGUGGGGGACUCCCGUGGUGUCCUGUGCGAUAAGGACGGAAACGCUGUGGCUUUAUCUCAUGACCACAAACCCUACCAGCUGAAGGAGCGCAAGAGGAUCAAAAGAGCAGGCGGCUUCAUCAGCUUUAACGGCUCGUGGCGCGUGCAGGGCAUCUUGGCCAUGUCCCGCUCGCUUGGCGACUACCCCCUGAAGAACCUCAACGUGGUCGUCCCCGACCCGGACAUCCUGACCUUUGACCUCGACAAGCUCCAGCCCGAGUUCAUGAUCCUGGCCUCGGACGGCCUGUGGGACGCUUUCAGCAACGAGGAGGCCGUGCGCUUCGUGCGCGAGCGGCUGGACGAGCCGCACUUCGGCGCCAAGAGCAUCGUCCUGCAGUCCUUCUACCGCGGCUGCCCCGACAACAUCACCGUCAUGGUGGUGAAGUUCAGGAGCAGCGCCGGCGGUAAGGCAGGGGAGUAGAGCCCUCCGUCAGGCCCCGCCCACUGAGCGUGUCAAUGCAAACCUCAGAGGAUAAAAUCACUUUUACUCAGCUUUUAUAGACGUAUACCUGUGCAUGUACGUAUGAAUACAUGCUCACCGAGGAUACGAUCAAUAUUGAUCCUUGCCGCUGUGCCAAAUGGACACCAUUUAAAACUUUUAAACUUUUUUUUUUUUCCCCUUAACAUACACCACUGGACAUCGAAAUGAAGUCAUCAUCAAAAAGAGCAAUAUUAAGUGCAAAUCAGAAUGCCUUGGCCAUGCACGUAUUUUUUAAUGAGGAAAAUGUAACGUGUAAAUGUCAAAUUCUGCCUGAACAGUUCACUAGAAUCUGUAUUAAUUUACUCCGAUGCUGCUUGUGAUGCCCUACUAGCACCCAUGUACGGGUUACAUAGUCAAGACUGUGGUUGUGGAAUGAAACGACAGAGACGUUGUUGCUUUGCAUCGCACGUUUGCUGCUGGUGGUAGAAGGACACUGUAAACUGGACUCAGCAAUAUUUAAUAAUACGCAUUUUAAUUUGGUUCAUUUCAGUCAAAACUCUGCCUAAACCCUAAAUGGACAUUUAGUAAUGCUUUACUUGAAGGCUGUCUGCAUCGGCACUUCAUGACACAUGCUUAAGCGUUGAAUAUCAUAUUCUAAAAGCAGUAAUUGGGCAUUUAUGAUCACAUGUUAGUAUCACUGGAUUUUUUAUGAAGUCAAUAACCGAAGUUACGGAAACGUGUUCCGUGUAUGGCGCUGCUGUGAAGACCGUAGGCACAGGCCUAGUCAAGAACAUCAUAUAUUGUAUCAGUUCUGUGAAAGAUGCCCUCACACUAGAAUCAUAUUGGGAAAAUAUUUAUGUACAGUAGCCCUCUUUCAUCAAAGUUGCGUACAGUAACUAUCUAAUCUAAUUAUAAAAUAAGAGGACGCAAAUUUCUUGUUAUCGAUCAGUUCCGUCUUUGGCGUAUCUGUACAAUGUGAGCAUGAAUUAAUGGACAAAGUGCUUGAUUUGCGUUUAAUCAAAACGAUCAUCGAUUAAAAACAGUAAAAAUUUAAAUCAGUAAUCAGCGUCUUAUACACUUCAGUAGUACAGCGCUUUGAAGAUUUAGGAAAAUAAUCGCAUUACACAAUCAUAUCAGUCUGCCGUCUUAAACAAAGUAUGUUUCGUUUAUUUCGCAUUUUAUUGUUUCCAAUCAUCGUAAUGUUGACGCUAUAAAGUUUGGUCAGUAGGGGGAGCGGUGCGUUCACUCCUCCACCUCAAACUCCACCUACAAGCACAGCGCAUGGGCCACUGAAUGCUGUCCUUAUAUUGGCUGCCUACUGAAACAUCUGCAUGAAUUAGGGCGUGCUUCAAGUAAAUGAGGUGCAGGUAUUUCGGCGCUUGAUUUCACGCACUGACGCUGAUUUAUUAGCGCAGAGCAGUUUUUAUGGUGAAAUCUGCACUCGUUUUUAUGCAGAUUUGGUGAAUGAGGGCCAGCAUCACCACGUCUUUAAUAGAACUGAUUUAGUAUGUGGUGGUUUUUUACUAGACCUCUAGAAGUUACGUACACCAGGGGUGGGCAACCCAAAAGUUAAGAAGAGCCAUUUUGUAUUUUCAGCAAAAAUCAAACCAGCUUGAGAGCCACAACAUUACCAUCUUAGCUGUAAAUAUGUCUCAGUAUGUGCUGAUGUACUAGAAUAGGAUAAAAAUAAUAAUCUAAACGAAAAAAGACAGACAAGCUUUCGCUCAGCGAUAGUCUCUUUUCUCGCAUCUCCAGCAGGAAAAUUUUCCCGCAAAAGUAGAAGAGUUUUUUGUAAAGUGUCUCUCAACACUCAACAUUUUACGAGGCUGAGGUCGCUUCUGAUUCGCCGGCUUCUUGUUUGGAUUUUUCUGUUCCACCUUAAAUGGUGCCUGAGGCGGCAGAAUGUAUCUGUGGCACCAUUUAAGGCGGAACGGGAGAAUUCGAGCGAGAAUGUGACUUUAGCUUUUGCGGCUUUUUAGUGUUUGACAAUGUCUCGUUGCCGAUGAAUCCUAUCAGGAAACCAGCCAGUCGUCCAUUUGUGUCCAAAUCUUUCUCUUUGCCGUUUCGUAGCUACUAGCUAGGUCAGAUUGUCGUCUGUGUUGCUAUGGUGACCAGCCGUCUGAAUCGGCAGUUCUACGUUGACUCCAGAGUUUAAGACCAUUUACUGUUGAACUGUGUUGAAGGAUCAGCAGAGCUUUAUUUUACUGUAAAUUUUACUGUGAUUUUUAUUAUUACCCACUAAUCCGAUUCUGCUGUGGAGCCGCAACAGGACAGCAAAAGAGCCACGUGCAACUUUGGAGCCGCACCCCUGCGAUACAUGGUAAUGAUGCUUCAAAGUAGCGUUAUAAGUGAGACAAAUGUUCAUGUCAACACAAUAUCAUUUACUUAAUCAUUUUUAAAUCCCGACAUCUUGUAAGCACAGACAUAAGCUCUUCAUAAAUACUCAAGUAUUGCUUUUGUAGUGCUUAUGAAGUCCUUGUGCAGGCAGCUUUCAAAUGAAGUGCUACUGAACAUUCUUACCGCUACACGAUGCAUUUACGAACACUGAACCUACUUGUAUCUCUGCAUCUGUAGCGCAUGUUUUUCUUUGUGCUGUCUAAAAGUGUUUAUUACCAAACAGUUUUCUCUGAGGCUGUAGGGAGGUGUAACCUUGUCUGCAACCUUCAGAGCUGGUGCUUCAGGCUGGAACAUUUCACAGCAUCACCCAGGUGUCCGUAUUGCUGGGAUGAAACGAGAACCAGUACAUUCUGCAUGGUCCAUUCAGAAUCACAGCCAGUCUAAAUGCUUGUAUUUUGAAGUCUGAUGUUUUGAAGCAUGGGUGCGAUAUACACUGAUCAGGAACAUCAUGACCACCUCCCUGUUUCUACGCUCAGUCCAUCUUAUCAGCUCCACUUACUGUAUAGCUGGACUUUGUAGUUCUACAGUUACAGACUGUAGUCCAUCUGUU